CUUAAAAAAGUUCCGAGGAUGGACGACAUUUUGCCAAACAACGUUCCCGUGAGAAUUUAUUUUAUGAGAGAAUAUUUCAUAAUUAUCAGAUAUCAAGAUUGAUGUUUUUUACUUAUAGUUUCAUUUGACUAUUCAAUCCAAAAUAAUGCUCAAUUUAAGUUCACAUCAAGAAAAUAUUCAAUAACUUGAGCUGGUUUUUCCCAGCAAGCAUCUGUAAAAAGAAAGAUGGCGGCUCACGACGAUCAACGUUUUCGGGAAAUGCAGGCUGAAAUGAACAGGUUCGAACAGGAGAUUCUUGGACCUGAUGACACUGACGAAGAUGUGGAACCAAGUCCUAAAAAACAGCAGACUGGAGGAGCAGGCUUCGUGAUUGGAGCCAGUACAUUCUCUACUGUUCAACAGAGAUUGAUUCAGCAUGCUGGAAUGCCUGAAUCAGAAGGGGAUGCUCCACCACCAGCCCCAAAAGCCCCACCAGGGCAAGUGCCAGCCUUAAGACCACCACCGCCUCCUCCAAAGUUCCUAGCUCCACCAACUUCAUCAUCACAGAAUUUCUCAGGUGUUGCCAAGGCUCCACCUCCUCCACCCCCAGGACCUAGUCCUUCUGGGCCCCCACGUAAUUCAGUACCCCCUUUACAACCACCACCUGCUCCUCCCAGUUUCCUUCCCCCACAGUUAAGAAACAGAGCUCCACCCCCUCAUCGUCCCCCAUUUCCCCCUAGAUUUCCUCCUCGCCCACCUCCAGGUAUGCGUCCACCUCCCCCAAUGAUGCCUGGGCCCCCUAGGCCACCCCCUAUGGGUAUGCCACCUGGGGGACCAAUGCCACCCUUUGGAGGUCCCAUGCGAGGCCCUCCUCCCCCUGGAUACAGACCCCCAGGAGCCCCAAAUACAAACAAUGCCCCCCAGGUUCAGCAGCCUAAAAAACCAGUAAAGGAAGAACCAAAAGUUGUUUAUUCUGCGGCGCCAUCUAUCAUUAAACCUGUAAAAGAAAAGAAAGAAAAGAAGAAGAAAAAAGAAAAGAAUCAUGAAAACUCAAAAAAGACUGAAAAUAGUGAUAUUGAUGGUGUUGCCAUGGAUACAACUAUAGCAACCUCAACAGCGCCUUCAUCCAUUGUGACCCAACCCCCAGAGGCAACGCCCAUUACUCAGACUCCUGCUGGUCCAUCUCAGCCCAACAAAAUAGACAGUGUAUUUGAAGCUGAAGACAUUGGGUUUGCAAUGUUAGAAAAAAUGAAAAAGGAAAAACGAGAGAAAAAGAAAAAGAAUUUAAGGAUGGCAGCUGGUCAGGUUUGGGAGGAUACCAGUCUUCAGGAAUGGAAUCCAGAUGAUUUCCGUGUAUUCUGCGGCGAUUUAGGCAAUGAAGUGACAGAUGAAGGUCUGGCAAGAGCCUUCAGCAAAUAUCCAUCAUUUGUAAAAGCGAAAGUUGUUAGGGAUAAACGUAGUAAUAAAACUAGAGGCUAUGGCUUCGUCAGCUUCAGAGAUCCAACAGAUUUUGUUCGAGCAAUGCGAGAAAUGAACGGAAAAUAUGUUGGCAAUCGACCAAUCAAAUUACGUAAAAGCACAUGGAAAGACCGACAACUGGAUCAGGUUAAGAAGAAAGAAAAAGAGAAGAAGAAAUUAGGAUUUAAAUGACAUUUGUUAUUGGUUAAUCUUUAGGGAAUUUGAAUGGUCUGCUGAGGACUCGCAAUUAUUGACAUUUCCUGGACGGAAUUACAAGUUAAGUGACUUUCGGAAUAUAACACUAAAUUGUAUUUAGUGACAUGACCUUAAGUGACAAUGGGAUCCAGUGACAUAAUGUGGAGUCUUUUACAGCUUCACUUAAAGUAUUAACAAGUUGCACCCACAUACUCUGCAGUGUUCGGAUUUAUCAAAAAAUAAUGACUUUUUUUGUAUAAAUCACUCCUACGCUCAAGUAUUGGCAAAUUGGAGUAAUUGUCAUUAACUUUCAAUAUUUUACAGUAAUGGGUAUUUAUAAAUGGAAUUCUUUAAAUAUGUGCCUAUAAACCCUUCAGUAAUGUAAGUUAUUGUUAAAGUUACACUCUAAUAUAUUACAACCUUUUGUAAAAAAGUUGACUCUAAAUGAUGCCAUACUAAUUGCCAAUAAAAUCUCACUUGUACAUUUAUGUAUCUGAUCCUAUUCUUGGAAGUGAAUGUUCCCAACACUUUGGUUUUUGAUAUCCUUCAUCAAGAGCAAAUAAAAGGGUGUAAUGUGUGAUAUAUGACAGUGGAAUAAAAACUUAGUUGUGAAUCAGAAUAUUAAAACAAAUAUUAACGAUAAUUAUCCCACUGAAUACAGUUCAAGUAUAGUUCAAAGGAUAUAGAAAAGUCAUUCAUCUGUCCAGUGGUCAGUGUGUUCUGGCGAUAACUCAAAUGCAGUUAUCAUGAUUGUUUUGAUAAAAUAUGUUUUGUUCUCUAGGAUCUGCUACCCCGGGAGUUGCUGUUUUUCUUGCUGUGUCUAUGACUCAUAAUCUCUGACAAUGCCAGAAAGCGAUGAAAACAAUGCCAUUGUAGUCUUUCACCAGGUCUUUCCUCACUGGGAUAAUUGCUUUUUAAUUGGAGAAGCUAAUGGGAAUUCAGAGGGUCUCAGCUUUCGAGCAGGUACCUGGAGAUAGUGAAACAUCAUGCUGUAAAGUAUGUAAUAUUU
Messenger RNA from Owenia fusiformis, 2641 nucleotides. The record is from the annotation of a GenBank genome assembly. Lineage: Eukaryota; Metazoa; Annelida; Polychaeta; Sabellida; Oweniidae.